GAUUUGUUGAAGCCACACUUCUUCUUCUGCAGAAGUUAGGGUUCCUUCAAAACAAAAAAAAGUUGGGGUUCCUCUUUCUCACUUCCAAAAUCAGACCCCCCACAAAAAAAAAUCCUUCCUUUUAGGGUAAAAAUUAAUGGGAACUCCAGAAACAUCAAGAGAACCAUGCCCAGAUCGAAUCUUAGAUGAUAUCGGUGGUGCUUUUGGUAUGGGAGCUGUUGGUGGUUCAGCUUUUCAUUUCUUGAAAGGAAUCUACAACUCACCUAAAGGAGAAAGACUAGUUGGAGGUACACAAGCUGUUCGUAUGAAUGCACCGCGAGUUGGUGGUAGUUUUGCAGUAUGGGGUGGUUUAUUCUCUGCAUUUGAUUGUACAAUGGUUUAUGUUCGUCAAAAAGAAGAUCCAUGGAAUUCUAUUUUUGCUGGUGCAGCUACUGGUGGGUUUUUACAGAUGAGACAAGGUCUUGGUCCUGCUUCAAGAUCUGCUUUAUUUGGUGGUGUUCUACUUGCUAUGAUUGAAGGAGCUGGGAUUAUGUUAAAUAGGGUUCUCAGCCCUCCUGCUAAUAUGCCUAUGGAAGAAGGGAUGCCACAGGGAGUGCCUCCUGGGUUUCCUAUGGGGCAAUUGCCUGGUCAUCAGCAGCAGCCUCAGAUGGGUGGUUCUGGUAUGUCUAUGGAGGAUUCUACUUCAGGUUCAGCUUCAUCAUGGCUUGGUGGAUUGUUUGGUGGUGACAAGAAGAAGGAAGAUAAGUCAAGUGGGGGGAGUAAGACUGAGAUUUUGGAGAGUUUUGAUACUCCGAGUGCUCCGAUUCCUUCGUUUGAUUAUAAAUGAAGAAUGAGUUGUGGUGUUUCAAGGUAAGAGUUUGUUUGGAAUUUCAAAGUUAGGGUUUUGAAAUUACAUCAUUAUCAUUGAAUAAUGAAAUUGUGACAAACCUUGUACUUGGAGUUGCAUCAAAUCAAAGCUUAAAUUUUGUUGAAUUCUCACAUGUGUGAUUAUUUAGUCUUUAAGUUGUAGCUAAAUAAUCUGUCUUUGAAACACUAAAGAUAUGAUUUUUAUUAUGGUAAUUCUGUAUUGCAACAAAGGUUGGUUGGUCUACUGUUCUUACUUUGUAUGACUAUUAAUAUUAUCACUUUACAUUAAAUGGUCGGGUUUUGAAUCAAAA
Molecule: messenger RNA, 1157 nt
Organism: Papaver somniferum (opium poppy)
Lineage: Eukaryota; Viridiplantae; Streptophyta; Magnoliopsida; Ranunculales; Papaveraceae
Product: mitochondrial import inner membrane translocase subunit TIM17-2-like
Exons: 1
Coding region: 137-826 (229 amino acids)
Biological process (GO): protein import into mitochondrial matrix
Cellular component (GO): mitochondrial inner membrane; TIM23 mitochondrial import inner membrane translocase complex
Molecular function (GO): transmembrane protein transporter activity
Source: RefSeq, a predicted model, not a curated record